GGAGUGCUCCUGAACGUGGAUCGUGUGGCAGAGCAGCUGGAGGAGAUGGGUUAUCAGGGGAUUCAGGUUCGAGGCUUGGCAGACUCUGGCUGGUUCCUGGACAAUAAACAGUACCGCAGGACCGACUGCAUUGACACCAUAACGUGCGCCCCGACAGAAGCCAUCCGGAGAGGAAUCAGGUACUGGAAUGGCGUCGUCCCGGAACGCUGCAGGCUGCAGUUCAAAGAGGGAGAGGAGUGGAAUUGCUUUUUCGGAUAUAAGAUUUACCCCACGCUUCGAUGCCCCGUCUUCGUUGUGCAGUGGCUCUUCGACGAGGCCCAGCUCACUGUGGACAACGUCCACCUCACCGGGCAGCCUGUUCAGGAGGGGCAGUGGCUCUACAUCCAGAAUCUGGGCAGGGAGCUGAGGAACACCCUGAAGGAUGUGAC
Messenger RNA from Eurypyga helias (sunbittern), 428 nucleotides. It is a transcript of the gene NOTUM, whose product is annotated as notum pectinacetylesterase homolog (Drosophila). NCBI's taxonomy places the organism in Eukaryota, Metazoa, Chordata, Aves, Eurypygiformes, Eurypygidae. The transcript has 3 exons. The annotation marks the transcript as partial. The record is from RefSeq and is a predicted model, not a curated record. Gene Ontology annotation, molecular function: hydrolase activity.